CUUUCACAGGCUUUUAUUCUGUGAGGUGGACACAUCAGAUCCAUCAGGUACGCACUGCGUUAACAACUAUUACUUUUCUUUUGUUCCCGGUUAAGUCUGGGAAGAUGGCUCUGCGGAUUCCCAGAGACCUUUGGACAGCAGCUCUGAUGGUGCCUCUGGUGGUGCUGAGCAUCCCGGUGGCAGAGGGUAGAGACUCUCCACAGGAUUUCGUGUACCAGUGGAAGAGCCAGUGCUACUUCACCAACGGGACGGAGCGGGUGCGGUUUUUGGCCAGAGUCAUCUACAACCAGGAGGAGUUCGUGCGCUUCGACAGCGACGUGGGGCAGUUCCGGGCGGUGACCGAGCUGGGGCGGCCGGACGCCGAGUACUGGAACGGGCAGGAGGACGUCAUGGAGCAGAAGCGGGCCGUAGUGGACACGGUGUGCAGACACAACUACCAGGUGGAGGCCGGCUUCACCUGGCAGCGGCGAGUGGAACCUAUAGUGACCAUCUCCCCAUCCAGGACAGAGGCUCUCAACCACCACAACCUGCUGGUCUGCUCGGUGACAGAUUUCUAUCCAGGCCAGAUCAAAGUUCGGUGGUUCCGGAAUGACCAGGAGGAGACGGCUGGUGUUGUGUCCACCCCCCUUAUUAGGAACGGGGACUGGACCUUCCAGAUCCUUGUCAUGCUGGAAAUGACUCCCCAGCGAGGAGAUGUGUACACAUGUCUCGUGGAGCACCCCAGCCUCCGGAGCCCCAUCUCAGUGGAGUGGCGGGCACAGUCUGAAUCUGCCCAGAGCAAGAUGCUGAGUGGCAUCGGGGGCUUUGUGCUGGGGCUGAUCUUCCUGGGGCUGGGCCUUGUCAUCCGUCACAGGAGCCAGAAGGCACCUCGUGGGCCUCCACCAGCAGGGCUCCUGCACUGACCCCUGAGGACCCCGACUGGGUUGCCUUCCUCCCUUCUGUGAAGCCUGCUGCCCUUGCCCGGAAUCCCCACCUGCCAGUGCCAGUUUGUCCCCCUUUGAGAUCAGAGUCCUCCAGUGACUCUGCUGCAGUCACCAGUCAUCUGUUCCCUCCUGUGACCCCCGCCCCGAGGACAUGGCUGACGCUGCACCCUGCACUGACCCUGGAUCCUCCACCUGAGCGCUGUAUGCAGCGUCUGCCCAGGCCCUAAGGGGAUUUUCUGUUUCUGUUUUCCCCACUGACUGGAGAGAAUGGAAGCUAUUUUCCUGACUGUAGAGCUUUUAUCAUAAUUAAAUACGAUUGUGAGUUAUCUGUA
This is a messenger RNA of Manis javanica (Malayan pangolin), 1255 nucleotides long. Its product is annotated as boLa class II histocompatibility antigen, DQB*0101 beta chain-like. Gene Ontology annotation, cellular component: MHC class II protein complex; membrane. The record is from RefSeq and is a predicted model, not a curated record. NCBI's taxonomy places the organism in Eukaryota, Metazoa, Chordata, Mammalia, Pholidota, Manidae. Gene Ontology annotation, biological process: antigen processing and presentation; immune response.